Tachyglossus aculeatus (Australian echidna) is the source of this 1792-nucleotide messenger RNA. It is a transcript of the gene SHF, whose product is annotated as Src homology 2 domain containing F. NCBI's taxonomy places the organism in Eukaryota, Metazoa, Chordata, Mammalia, Monotremata, Tachyglossidae. Gene Ontology annotation, molecular function: phosphotyrosine residue binding. The record is from RefSeq and is a predicted model, not a curated record.
AUCCGUGCAUCCAUCCGCGCAUCCAUCCGUGCGGGGCGGUCGCUGGGUUUCCGCGGUGCCCAUGCUACUGAGCGGAGCUCCUGCGCCGGGCCCGGGCUCGGGCUCGGGGGACGGCGGGGCCCGGCGGGGCGGCGGGGGGAGCGGCGGCGGCGGCGGCGUGGCCCGCUGGCUCCGGGAGCACCUGGGCUUCCGCGGGGGCGGCGGCGGCGGCGGGGGGGGCGCCGUCAAAGCGGGCCCGCCCCCCCCCGCGCCCCCGGACCCCGACUACCGCCCGCCGCCGCCCCCGGACAUCCUGGCCGCCUACCGCCUGCAGCGCGACCGCGACUUCGAGGACCCCUACGGGGGGGGCUCCUCCUCCUCGUCCGCCGCCGCCGCCCCCCCCGGCCCCGCGCCCCCGCCGCGCCACGGCUCCCCCCCGCACCGCCUCAUCCGCGUCGAGACCCCCGGGCCCCCCGCGCCCCCCGCGCCCGAGGACCGGACGCACGCCGACAGGCUGGCGAUCGUAGAAGACUACGCGGACCCGUUUGAUGCCCACGGUGGGGGCGGAGGGGCGGGGAAGCCGGCGGACAGCCCCCCCGAGCAGGUGCCCGAGAACGAUGGCUACAUGGAGCCCUACGAGGCUCAGAAGAUGAUGGCUGAGAUCCGGGGCUCCAAGGAACGCCCCCCCCAGCUGCUGCCCCUGUACGAUACGCCCUACGAGCCCGGGGAGGACGGCCUCAGUCCUGAGGGCGAGAGCGGGGGAAGGACCCUGGAGCCUCGCCUCCCAGCUGGCGACGAACGGCCCCCGGAGGAGUACGACCAGCCAUGGGAGUGGAAGAAGGAGAGGAUCUCCAAGGCCUUCGCAGUUGACAUUAAGGUCAUCAAAGACCUGCCGUGGCCGCCACCCGUGGGACAGCUGGCCAGCAGCCCCUCCCCCGGGGACGGGGACACCUCCGCUCCGGCCUCGCCCCCCCCUCCAGCUCAACCCCAGCCCGGCUUAGAAGAGCGCAGCGCCCAGUUCGAGGCGUUGGACAAAGGUUUCCUGUCUCCCGGGCGGGAAGAGAAGGGGCGCCCUGUGGCCAGGCUGGCAAAACCUGGAAUCGGUGACCCCACCAGCCCCCUGGGGGAGUGGACGGAUCCAGCUUUGCCACUGGAAAACCAGGUCUGGUACCACGGAGCCAUCAGCCGCACGGAUGCCGAGGCCCUGCUGAGGUUGUGCAAGGAGGCCAGCUACCUGGUGCGAAACAGUGAGACGAGCAAAAAUGACUUCUCCCUCUCCCUCAAGAGCAGCCAAGGGUUCAUGCACAUGAAACUGUCACGCACCAAAGAACACAAGUACGUGCUGGGCCAGCACAGCCCGCCCUUCGCCAGCGUGCCCGAGAUCGUGCACCACUACGCCAGCCGCAAGCUGCCCAUCAAGGGGGCGGAGCACAUGUCGCUGCUCUACCCGGUCGCCAUCCGGACUCUGUAGGCCAUGAGCCCGCUCCCCGUCACUCCCUUGUCCCCCAGGCCCGGACGAGGGCUGGGACUUGUGUUAAUUUAUUCUAAAGGGGAGCAGGCCGAAACGGCGCGGGGAUGGUCCGCUGGUCCUCGCCCGGAUGCCGGUCCACCACCCUUGCUGCCGGGCAGUGACCUGCCUCCAGGCACGGCUAGCCAGGGCUUGGUCGGCGGCGGCAGCAGCAGUGUCCCAGUGACAAUGCCGCGGACCUCGGCUUCCCCGGCCUGACUCACUUUGCCUCGCUCCCCACCUCUCUGUACCCGGGGAAGAGGGGGCGGGGACCAGACGGGCUAUAAACCACCGUUUCCAAGCAGA